Molecule: messenger RNA, 1290 nt
Organism: Musa acuminata AAA Group (dessert banana)
Lineage: Eukaryota; Viridiplantae; Streptophyta; Magnoliopsida; Zingiberales; Musaceae
Product: probable ribose-5-phosphate isomerase 2
Exons: 1
Coding region: 118-990 (290 amino acids)
Biological process (GO): pentose-phosphate shunt, non-oxidative branch
Molecular function (GO): ribose-5-phosphate isomerase activity
Source: RefSeq, a predicted model, not a curated record
ACUCGGAAACGUCGCUCGGCUCCCCCUCUUCUUCUUCUCCGAACCCCAAUCCUAGAGUUUGUCCGGCGACAAAGGAGAGAAUUUUUGGUAUAAAGAUCAGCUUUUCUCUGUGACACGAUGCGGGCCGCUUGCUCUCGGACUAUUGAUAUGGCGAUCCCCUUUCCACAUCUCCUCCACCACGACCGGUCCCAACCAGCGGCGUCCCCGCCUAGCUGCGCCGCCCGGUCCCAGGACGAGUUGAAGCGCGUCGCCGCCCACCGGGCCGUGGAGUUCGUGCAGUCAGGCAUGGUCCUCGGCCUUGGCACGGGCUCCACUGCCGCCCACGCCCUCGACCGCAUCGGCGACCUUCUACGCUGCGGUGCCCUCCGGGACAUCGUUGGCAUCCCGACCUCCGAGUGGGCAGCCGCCCGCGCCGCGGCCGCCGGCAUCCCCCUCUCCGACCUCAACGCCCACCCCGUGGUGGACCUCUCCAUCGACGGGGCCGACGAGGUAGACCCGGCCCUCAACCUCGUGAAGGGCCGCGGCGGGUCCCUGCUCCGUGAGAAGAUGGUGGAAGGCGCCAGCCGCCGCUUUGUCGUCAUCGUCGAUGAGUCCAAGCUGGUGCCCCGCCUGGGGGCGAGCGGCCUCGCCGUCCCUGUGGAGGUUAUUCCUUUUGGCUGGACCCUCACCCUCCGUCGUCUCCGGAGCCUCUUCGAGGGCAUGCCCGGCUUCAAUCUCAAGCUCAGAACCGCCGCCACCGACGCCAAAGCCAACAGCUUCGAUGAGAACGUGUUCGAACCGGAGCCAUUUGUGACGGACAACAAGAAUUACAUUGUGGAUUUGUUCUUCGAGGAUGGGAUCCAUGGUGAUCUCAAUCUGAUCAGUGACGAGAUUCUAAGGAUCACCGGGGUGGUGGAGCACGGGAUGUUCCUCGGAUUGGCAUCAUCAGUGAUCGUGGCGAGGAAGGAUGGUGGGGUGGCGAUGAUGGAGAAGAAAUUAAAUGGUAUAUAAGUGCAAUAUCUUACUUCUAGUUAGGCUAAUUAAAUUAUGUUGUUCCCUUUGGUAUCAAGGGAAGAAAUCAAGAUUACUUUGUGGCAAUUAAAUUGUUGUAGGCUGAAGAGUCAUCAAACAAGUGGAGAAUGUCUCCAUGAAACAUUGGCUGUUAAGAGCCAAAAUUGAUAAGAUUUUAGUGUGACCCAAAUGUCCCAUGAAUUAAUUAAUUGUUCGGUUCCAUUUAUACAUUUGGGGACUAACUAUUAAGUUCGCUCAUGUGAAAGAUUUCUAGCUGAAAUCAAGCCUUACUUAAUUUCC